Molecule: messenger RNA, 5480 nt
Organism: Drosophila takahashii
Lineage: Eukaryota; Metazoa; Arthropoda; Insecta; Diptera; Drosophilidae
Product: serine-rich adhesin for platelets
Source: RefSeq, a predicted model, not a curated record
UUGACUAUUAAUAAUAACAGCAAAUAUGACGCGACUCUCUUGACUGGAAGUGUAGUUAUGGCAAAAAAAAAUACUGAUCGCUAAAUUCAAGGUCGCGCUGUGAAGUAAUAAAGAAAAGCAGCUGGUGGAAGUGAACUAAAAUUCGCUGUGCUAAAGUGUCAAAUCAAGUGCCCCGAAAAAUACAACGAGCACUUGAGAAUUUCAAUUUAAUUACCCUCAACACGGGCACAAAUCUACAAACAUACUCACUUAUGUGCACAGCGAUAAGAUAAGCCAAAGUCUCGAAAGGAGAAGAAAGACGUGUUGCCACAAAACUCCGGUUGCUGUUGUAAGAUGCCAUGGGCAAGUGUGUCUCCCGGCAGACGCCUCCGCUCCACCAAUUCGCGUCCCCAGCCGCGGAGCAUCAUCAAUCUGUAUUGACAAUCGCACUGUCCCACGAAGAUCUCGCCCAGGCGCACAAAAUCUGGCAACAGCUGACAGCGAGUAAUGAAUACAUAGCAGCCAGCCAGCAGGAGCAGGAGGAACCCUUUUAUUACACCAUAAGCCGGCGGAAGCAACCGGAGCAGGCCGUGUUGCACAUCGAGUCCCUUUACAAUGAUGCUGCCCCAGCGGAACCACUGAGCGGAUCGGCGUACUCCACUUGCCAGGAAUUCCUACUGCACGAACUGCUGCAGGCCAUCGAAAGCGCCGAGGAGCAGGCGUCCUCCUCCGGCAACAUCCUGAAUCAGGCCAGAAUCAGGCAAGAACCUCAAUUACCAGUCGAGAACAACGGCUGGCUGGCGGGACAGGCGGAGAGCAAGAAGCAGGGCAGCAAGUCAAGUCGACGCCACCACAAUGGCAACGGAAAUAGUAAUGGCAAUCCCUCAGAGGCGAUGGAUCAGAAUCAGACGGUGCACACCAAGGGCACCGCCAUGUCCUUUGGCUUCCGCAAAAAGCUCAAUGGGACGCCCAAGAAGUUCAAGAAACUCCUGGAAGGCGGCGACAAAAGCGCAACUCGCACAGACACAAAGGACGACAACGGGAAUGCAGCUGCUCCCGUUCACUUUGAGAAAGUAGGCGCCGCCGCUGCCCAGAAGACUGGCAAUUUGGGGGCAGGUGCGGCGGCCGGUGGACGUUUCGGCUAUCGUGGGGCGGUGCCACGCCCCGCAUCAGCGGGCCUAACUGGGCCCAGCGAAGAAUCCGAAUCGGAUUCGACGGCCAAUGCACAGAACAACAACAACAACAAUAACAAUCGGGGAGCGGGAAAUGGUCCGGUAUUGGUGAGCAAUUUAAAACGUCGCUCCAAGAGCGCACACGCCGGUCGAUCCGGCGAUGGGGAGCCCAAAAUAGCCCAGCCCAAAACGCUGACGUUCAACCUGAACCAGAACACCACCAUCGAGUACCAGCGGCGUCAGUUCUUCGGCGAGAUUGCGGACGAAACGUCGGGAUCGGGUGCGGUUUCGGGAGGCGGAUCUGGGUCGGGAUCGAGAGCGAUGCAACCCCGCUAUAACUACAACAACCUGGCCAGCAUGCAUGCCAAUGUCAUAGUUCGCCCCACUCCGCGACCCACUCCAGCCAGUUAUGCCAAGUUUACCCUACAGACGGUGAGCCUGCCCAGGCCUGAGUACCCGGUGGCCAUCAGUUUGACAGCCACCACACCGACCACGCCCAGCAGCAGUGUGCAAUCGCCGGUGCCCGCCCACUCGACAGGAGCCCGGGCCAAGGACAUCUCCACCACGAGUUCCCGUCAGCAUCCCCUGACCUCCGUGCAUGUCCAGCCGCAGUCGUCGCGGCAUCUCGACCAGAAGAGCGUGAAACAGCUGACGAAUAACUCGACGCGUCGAGGAUUCUCUGGAAGCAGGGAAAUCAGCGCGGAUUCGGGGAUAGCCAGCAUGGACAUGGCCUUGGACAGCAGCUCGGGCAGCUCGGUGGGUUCGAAGAGGAGUCGCAGCAGGCCCAGGAACCUCAAGAUGGUGAUGAGCGGACGGCACACAUUCGAGGUGCGCGAUGCCGAUGAUCCGCCGUCCAGCGAGUCGAACUCCUUUGUGGAACCACUGGCACUUCCAAAGUUGCCCACUGACGGGAGUCAGAGUAUUCCACUUCCCUUACUGGGCUUGGUACGAUCCAAUACCGUUUUGAGUCGCGAGACUUACGAGCGACGUCAGGCUGAGGCCCCGGCAACCCAGGAUCAUCAGGAUCGGCAGGAUCAGGAACCAGAUAAACCCAAGACAAGUGGCUCCGAUGAGAGCGAAAGUGUGGACGAGGAGAAGCUCUAUUUGGACUCGUCCACCUCCGAGAAGAGUGCCAAGCAUCAGAGUCAGUCCUCCACUUGGCGUCUGCAGGCGGGCGAAUCCCUGGCUGCCCAGGAUUGCAGCAGCAUGAGCAUGAGCAUCAGUAGCGAUACCCAGGCUCCGGAGAAUCCCAGGGACAAUGACAAGGAGGAGGACAUGUCGCUGGGUCUGGACGAGAUCAGUCUGAUCAACACGGACAUGCAGUUUAGCACAAUAUCUUCGAUGACGGAAACUCCACCCAAUGUGGGUCAGGAGGCCACCCUGCUCAACCUUCACCUGGUGGACAAUCGGGAGGCGCGUCCUCGCUCCUUUAACAAUGCUCUCAAUGAAUCCAAAUUCGCCGAGUUGGCUUUGGCCAGCAGCAGUUGCCUUCUGUUGGACGAUGAGACCUCGCCCACAGAUAGUUUGGUUAGCAGCACCGAGGAUUCCGAGGAGGCGGGUGGCAAACUGCAGAAGCACAAGCUCAACGAGGAGCGUCAGCAGAAGGACAUCGAUGAUAUAGAUAUCGAUGAUAUUUCCCCGGUACUCGAACUCGAUCUGGAUCCCAUCGGCAGCCGCAGUCCCAUUUCCCCCGGCACACCCACUCAUGCCUCCCAUUCGCUUUCCCUGGGUUCGGAUUGUGGAAAUCUCAUAGAUGAUGAGAUCGCCGAUCAGCCGGCUUUGCUGUGCAACAGUGAAGCCCAUGAGGUGGCCACGGAUACGCCAACUUUGAUGGAAACCCUGACCCACACCCAAACGGGUUCGCUGCGAUCCCUGAAAAGUCAGUCGAAGGCGCGAACAGCUCUCCAGCAGGCCAUCGAGUUGAGCCUGAGGACUCCGGCGGCGGUGCGAAAGGCAGUGAUGGAUCGAGCUGAAUCUUUGGAUACUCUAUCCCCAUGUGAAUCCAUUUGCUCCGAUGACCUGAUGAUGGAUUUCGAUAUGAACAGCAGUGUGGACUCCAUUGAUCACAUGGCAAAUGCCACGGGACGCAGUCGCAGUGGCUCGGAUCUUCACAAGAUUGGCCGUGGAGGUCAGGACAUUGAUACCAUGCAGGCGGAGACCGAGGCGGAACUUCUUUCGGAACUGGAACGCCGGGGCAGCGAUGUGAUGAAGGAGCUGAAUACUUUAUUGCGAGGAAGGAGGCAGCGCGGAGGACCAAGGGAGAGAAUAAGCGCCCAGUUGCCCGCCCGUGCCACCAGAUUGCUGAACCGCUCGCGUCUCCAGGACCAACAGCUCACCGGCAACGAUUCGGACAAUAGCUUGAGGUCCUCGCACAGCGGCGGAGCUUCGGCGGCCGCUGCUGCCCGGAAGAGAAGCACGGCCAACUCAAGGACAUCGUCCGGCUCCACGGCCAGUUUGCCCCGCCAGCGUCACCUGCAGCAGCAGCACCUGGGACUGGGAUUGGGCGGAGGAGCUGGAGGAGGAGGAGGAGGAGGAGCAGGAGGAGCAAGUGCAUCCGGAGCAACCGGCCACAGGUGCGGGGGCGAGCUGCACAGCUCGUCGGACGAUCUGAUGUUGUAUGACAAGUCCUUCCGCAAUGCCAUGAUCCAGGAUGUGCUGCAGUUCAAGAAGCAGCUGCUGCGACUGCGGCGAAUUCUCCAGGAGACGGAAACGCUCAAUCCUUUCGAGAACGACAACGUCCAGCUGUUCGCCGCCUGCGGAUUGGACAGCAAGCAGCUGAACGACAUCGAUCUGGCCAGCCUCACAUCGUCCACGACGGAGGACCCGCUCCAGGAGCUAUCGGAUCUACGUAGACAGGUGGUUUACCUUCAGGGUCAAGUGGACGAUCGUGAUCGCACCAUCCGCCUGCAGCGUGAUCUCAUCGAGCAAUUGGAGGCCGAGAAGCGGCAGAAGGCUUCGAAUGGAACCGGCGGGGAUGCGGGCAAGGAGCUCAUCAGCAUGGCCACCCAAACGGAGCGGACACGACCACUUGCCAUUGGUGCGGAGGGUUUGUCCAGAAGUAAGCCCGAAUAUACCAGUUAUACCACGCACUUUCCGACGCUCCACGUGCACGACUCCACGCUGGCAGCCACCACGAUAAUCCGCCACCACCAGAGCAGCCACAACGAGAAACAGCAGCAUCAGCAGCAGGAGAAAUCCUGUCCAGCUCUCAGCCAGACCCGCCGGCACACCAUUAUUUCCACCACGCUGACCAACUAUAAUCAGCAGCUGACGGCUGCUUUUCCCGACACCCCAAGACGCUCCUCCAUUGGAUGGGAAACCACCCCAAACUUGCCCAAUGGCAACGCCUACAAGCCCGUUAGGAUAACGCUGAUCGGGGAGGCACUGCCCCUGCAAAAUAAAUCAUCAACCGGAUCGCUAUCUUCGUCAUCGUCCUCCUCCUCGUCGACAUCUUCGCUAGCCCAAAAUCCAAACGUGGUCAAAAUGCGCUAUCCCAAUGGCUGUCAGAGUGUUAAAAACGGAUCGAGUGCGCAUUAUCAGCCGUUGUACAACAGCAACAAGAUGACAAACCCAACCGUAACUAUAGUCUGAUUUAGAUACCAGUUUUCAGUUAGCAGAACCAUCUUAUUUGCCGUCGCAAGUCUUCUGGGAAAAACGCUCUAAACACACAGAAUCCAUUGAUGUGAAAAUAGACCUAGUACAAGAUCUUAAUUAAUUUAAGCGAUACAUAUAUAUAUUUGCAUCUUAGCCAAGAGCUCUUGAAAAGCAGUUUAGUAAAAUAUUCGCUUGUAAGGAAUGAACUUUAAAUAUCUCCAUAUAUGUAUGUAUAUCCAUUGCUUCAAUAUAAUGUUAAACUAAAUUUAAUAGUAUUUUUCUGGCUUAGUUUUGGCUUCCAAAUAACAAUUUGUUAGCCAGAUAUUCAAUAUCCGCCAAUCUGAGCAUUUUUAAGAGCCUCCAAGUAAAAUAUCCAUAAGCACAAAACGAAAAUAAGUGCGUUCGAUGGUUUAUACUCUUUAAAUAUGCAUGUAUAAUCUAAAAUAGAUUCUAGAUAAUUUUUGAUUGUUACUCGUUUUUUCUCCUAAGUUUUAGUCUAAGUUAGUGAGUUUUUCUCGGUUUAAUAUUUUUCCUGUAAUUUGUAUAAUAUGAGCUAUGAUAAAUGUCUAGACCACUCUUGCUGAACGAGGUAUCUAUAGCAGCAGAACAUAAUAUUUUUUCUCCAAGAGCACAAUAAUCGCGCGUCAAGUAAUUAACCGAUAUUAUAUAACGUAUACUGUAUGUAAACCACUAUUAAAGAGUUAUAGAAAGUACCUAUCAAUAGAGAAAGAUAAA